This is a messenger RNA of Phanerochaete carnosa HHB-10118-sp, 169 nucleotides long. RefSeq lists its product as uncharacterized. The transcript has 2 exons. The record is from RefSeq and is a predicted model, not a curated record. The annotation marks the transcript as partial. Lineage: Eukaryota; Fungi; Basidiomycota; Agaricomycetes; Polyporales; Phanerochaetaceae.
AUGCUGGUGUGUGUCUCGUACAAGCAGGAGCUAACGAACUGGAAUCGCAAUGAGCGACGCGCCGAAUCCAAGGUCCAAUGGCCAAGAGGACCAGCAGGUGCCGAAGAUGGUGAAGACGACAGCGUCGGCCAUGAGGUGUCGGAAGGUGUCAACCGGUCGAGAGGAUCUA